AUGGAAGAGGACCGAGAUGAGAACGUGAGAGCCAACAAAGACCAGCACCACGGUGACGUUGUACCCGAUUUACGCUGCCGAAAAAGUCAUGGAUGUGCUGUUUUUCAGGGUUCAUGCGGAACGACAAAGCCCUCUGCAGCAGUUGUGCGAAGACGCCGAAGAAACAAGGAUAACAACGAUGAUCCAUAG
Cooperia oncophora is the source of this 189-nucleotide messenger RNA. The record is from the annotation of a GenBank genome assembly. NCBI's taxonomy places the organism in Eukaryota, Metazoa, Nematoda, Chromadorea, Rhabditida, Trichostrongylidae.